AUGUCGGACAUCGGCUCGGAUGAGUUUGACGAAGAACAGAACAAACUCGGGGAGUACAAAGGGGACAGGAAUGAAGCCGGAGAGAGACACGGAGUGGGAAAAGCCGUCUUAUCCAACGGAGACAUUUAUGAAGGAGAGUACGAGAACGGGAAGAGACACGGACAGGGGACGUAUCGCUACAAGAAUGGGGCAAGAUACGUGGGAAACUACAACCAGAACAAAAAACACGGCCAAGGCACCUUCUGGUACCCAGACGGAUCCAAGUACGAAGGGUCGUGGGUCGACGACCUGAGGCAGGGCCGGGGAGUCUACACCUACCCCAACAGAGACACCUACGACGGAGAGUGGCAGAACCACGUGAGGCAGGGUCAGGGAGUGUACCACUACCAUGAGACUGGCUCCAGAUACAAAGGCACCUGGCUGAACGGAAACAUGGGGAAUUCUGGAGAAUACAUCCACUCCAACCACAGAUACCAGGGGAACUUCGUCAGCAACAAUCCCAUGGGCCCGGGGAAGUACGUGUUCGACAUCGGCUGUGAGCAGCACGGAGAAUACCGCCUAGUGGAGCAGGACCAAACCGAGGGCCAGUAUGGCGAGCUGGCCUCGACCACCGUCCUCAAGUGGAUCCCAGAGUCCAUCAGCGGCCCGACGACGAGGACGCCUGGGAAAGAGACAACAGCUGGAGAAAAGGACGCAUCCUCCAACUAGGAGAGAACAGGAGCUAAGCCUGCUG
Molecule: messenger RNA, 733 nt
Organism: Salarias fasciatus (jewelled blenny)
Lineage: Eukaryota; Metazoa; Chordata; Actinopteri; Blenniiformes; Blenniidae
Gene: rsph1
Product: radial spoke head component 1
Exons: 8
Coding region: 1-708 (235 amino acids)
Biological process (GO): spermatid development; axoneme assembly
Cellular component (GO): nucleus; motile cilium
Source: RefSeq, a predicted model, not a curated record